AUGUACGCACGCUGGGUUCCGCCCAAGAGCAAUGCUGCCAGCACGGCCCGGCCGGCAGAACCGGCUCCGGCUCCGGCGACCGCGCUCCCCAAUGGCGCCGACAUUGUCAACGGCGUCAAUGGCUCUCCCAGCUCCAGCCGCUUUGCUCCUCCACGACCGACACAACAGGCUGCUCGCCCGAUACCUUCUGCCCAACAGCCCAUACCAACACCAGCCGCGUCUCUGCCUGCAACCCAGAAACGGAAGAUUGUUUUUGAGGACGACGAAUACGCAAAUGUCUCUGCGGCCCGGCUGGGCCUGAUGGGUGGUGCCGGCGCAAGCAAACGGCCUCGGGCAUAUGAAGAGCCCGAGUCGACGGCUGUGUCGACACCUCGUACUGACGUGGACGCGAACAAGAGCACAAACGGAACAGCUCCGCCGGCGGGCGAAAAGAAGAAACGCAAGCGGAGGCGCAAGUCCAAGAAGCGCGGUGGCGACGACGAGGACAAUGACGACGAGGGUGACGAUGCCGAAGAAAACGACACGGUUGAGAAGAAGGAGAGGGAGAAAGUAGACACGGCAAAGGAGAAAAUACAAGAGACCAAGGAAGACGGGCAGACUGAAGUGCCCGUGGAAACGAAAGAGGUCGAGGACGAGCCAAAACAGAAGAAAAAGAAAAAUAGCAAAACGGACGGCGAGACAGAAGAAAAGAAAGAACAAAACAAGGACAAGAAGGCCCCGGCACCGCCUGCGGUAACAGAAGAGCCGAUGGAAGUAGACACGGAAGAGCCUGCUAGAGCCACCACCAUACCCGCCCAGGCUGUCGACACACCAAUGGUCGACCAGUUCAGAGAAAACAAACCGAAAAGGGAAAAGAAGAACAAAAAAUCCAAGAACGAAGCCGCCAUCUCCCAAGAGGUCGAGGAACUGUCCGUUCGUCAUAAAGCUCUGCUUGAGAAGAAGAACAAGUCCCUCAAAAAGGCCCAAGAACGCGCGCCAGCGACUGCCGCACGUGGCGAGGACAACGGCGCCAGCGCAGACGCCGCCAACGAACCAGCCGAACUCCACGGCCUCGAGCCCCUGCCGCAGCCCGCACCCAUCCCCGAAGGCACCGCCCGCCCAGCCUACGAUACCCUUCCACCGUGGCUGGCCGACCCUGUCCGUGUCGCCUCCACUACGCGCAAGCCCUUUGCCGAACUCGGCAUCAGUCCCGAAUUGGGCAUCGACGAGCGCGCGACGAAGGUCCUGCGUGAUGAAAAGGGCUGGACCGAGGCCUUUGCUGUCCAGACUGCCGUUGUGCCUAUGCUUCUACCCUCCCGCCGGCCAUCCAGAGGCGCCGGCCGCGGAGACCUCGUGAUUUCGGCUGCCACGGGCUCCGGCAAGACCUUGGCCUACGUACUGCCUCUGAUUCGUGACAUCAGCCGCACACGGGGCGUCACGCGCUUGCGCGCCGUCAUUGUUGUGCCAACACGUGAGCUGGUGCAGCAGGUGCAGGACGUCUGCGAGACGUGUGCACGGGCGUACGGCGGCAGCAGUGGUUCGGCCACAGACGGCAGCAAGACGUCGGGCAAAAAGGUUCGCAUUGGUGUUGCCAUGGGCAGCCAGUCGUUCAAAAAGGAGCAGGCCACGCUGAUGGAGGAGGACCAAGUCUAUGAUCCGGAGGGCUACCGGGCCUUGCUUAGCAACCGCCAGCGAUGGCCUUUUGCGGCUGAGGACGCAGCGGCAGAGACGUCCACCACUGCGACAGGAGUUUCUGCAACCUCGUACACAGCUGUCGAGACCAUUGGCCUACCCACUUCAUCAACCCUCCCCCUCCCCAACCACGUCAUCCAACACAUCUCCAGUGUCGACGUUCUCGUCUGCACCCCAGGCCGCCUCGUCGAGCACAUUCAGUCCACGCCAGGUUUCACUCUCGACUUUGUCCGCUGGCUCGUCGUCGACGAGGCCGACAAGCUGCUGGGCCAGAGCUACCAGCAGUGGCUGACGAUUGUCAUGGACAGGCUGGCGGCCACCUCUUCUUCCUCCCCCGCGUCCCACUCUGAGACCAACGAAAAGCUCGGUGCUCGCGACUUUGCUGACUCGUGCGAGAGCGGCGUCCGAAAAGUCGUGCUCAGCGCCACUAUGACGCGCGAUCUCAGUCUGCUCAACAGUCUGCGCCUCAGCCGUCCCACGCACAUUAUCCUCGAGGGCACGGCCCGGCAGGCCCAGGGCCUGGCCACCGAAGGCGACGAUGCCGCGUACGUUCUACCAGACCGUCUCCAGGAGUCGGCCAUUAAGGUGCGCGACGAGUCGCAGAAGCCGCUGUACCUGGUCGACCUGUUGCGGAGUGCACUGCUGUCCGGUGCCAGCGCUACUAGCGGCAGCAAGGCGGCAUCGACAGCCGAGCCAACUGCGGACAGUGAUGAGGAUAGCGAUAGCAAUAGCGAUAGCGACAGCGACUCGAGUGAACCUAUUGACUCCGACUCCUCGAGCGACUCGAGUGCUUCGAGUGUUGAUGACAGCGACAGCGACAGCGACAACAGUGACUCGAGUAGCGGCAACAGCGACACGGACGAAGACGAGGACACCACAUCAAACAAGACAAAAACGACCCCGGUCGCCCCUUUCAACAGCACCGUCCUUGUCUUCACAAAGUCCAACGAAAACGCCCUGCGCCUGUCCCGCCUCCUGGCCCUGCUCGCCCCCGAUCUCGCGCCUCUGAUUGGCACAAUCACAUCCACGACCCGUACAUCCGAGCGCCGCAAGACCCUACGCACCUUUGGCACCGAACCGUCCAAGAAGCUUCGCAUCCUCGUGGCCACCGACCUGGCUGCCCGCGGUAUUGACUUGCCCCGCCUCGACCACGUCAUCAACUACGACAUGCCGCCCAGCGUCGAGUUCUACGUCCACCGUGUCGGCCGCACAGCGCGCGCCGGCUGGGCGGGCCAUGCGUGGACGCUGUACACCAAGAAGGAGGCUGGCUGGUUUUGGCCGGAAGUAGCCGGCCAGAGCAGCAAGAACAAGUCAGCGCUGCUUGCCUCUUUGUCAUCCUCGGCAUCCACCGUCCGCCGCACGAACAAGGUAGCCAAAGCCGUGGUGGGUGGUGAAGACCGUGAGCACAAACAGAAGAAGCAGAAGCAGGUCGCUACAGACGGCGACGACGAGGGUGGUGCGCGUGCCUGGUUCGGCGAAGCGCGGCUGGCAGCGUACGAAGAAGCUCUGGAGCAGCUGGGCCGUGAAGCGGCCGACACGCGGAGGAAGUAG
This is a messenger RNA of Sporothrix brasiliensis 5110, 3222 nucleotides long. RefSeq lists its product as uncharacterized. Gene Ontology annotation, cellular component: nucleus. The record is from RefSeq and is a predicted model, not a curated record. Bases 1 to 3222 code for a protein of 1073 amino acids. NCBI's taxonomy places the organism in Eukaryota, Fungi, Ascomycota, Sordariomycetes, Ophiostomatales, Ophiostomataceae. Gene Ontology annotation, molecular function: nucleic acid binding; ATP binding. The transcript has a single exon.